UCGUAUAGCCUAAGUAAUCUAGGAGUUUUAUACAGGUUUGUUUUUUGUUUUUUUACAGGUUAUGCUGUUGAAAACACGAUAAGUCUAUCCCUCACAGCCUCUCUUUCAUACCUGUCAUGGGGCUGCUCUGAAUAAGAUCUAUAGUAGCCAGAGCGUCUUAUUUACGGACAUGACGGAAGCACGUACAGACUAGUGAUGCACUUCCCGCAAAAUCCGUCCCGACAGCUUUAAAAUAUGAUACAUGAGUCAAGUGGUACGCAGCUCGAGGCACACGCCAGAUGAUCAGGGGAGGAAUACAGGUCCCCCGGGACCCAGUCACGUGACCAACCCAUGCCACGUGACGUCAGCGGCAGAUGGCAUGGGUACCAGCUCUGGCAGUUGGCAUCAGUGUCAUUUCUCUUAGCGCGAGACAAGGAGAACAGUGGGGAGGUGAGAAAAACGCACGAGCUGUUCACCUGCUAAAACACCACGCGGAAAAAGUUCAAAAUAGGAAAUAUGAAAACUGACAUCUGACACCAUCAUAAUCCAGUAAGAGCACAAUGCUGACUCUUCCGUUUGAGGAUCCUGUCAUAAUGGACACUCAAUUCGGGGCAAACUUUCCACGGGACUGCGUGGGUGAAAUGAAGGUCAAUAAACAAGAGCCGUUUAAAAAGGAGGAGACGCUCUCCCACGCGAUGGAGGACGAGGAUUCGGAGAAAGAUGAGGACGAAAGGGAGGACGGACAGGACGAGAACGGUCUGCCUCGGAGGAGAGGGCCUCGGAAAAAGAAAAUGACCAAAGCUCGGGUGGACCGGGUCAAGAUGAGGCGCAUGGAGGCCAACGCCAGGGAGAGGAACCGAAUGCACGGUCUGAACAACGCCCUGGACAGCCUACGCAAGGUGGUGCCGUGCUACUCCAAAACCCAGAAACUAUCGAAAAUCGAAACCCUGCGGCUGGCCAAGAACUACAUCUGGGCACUUUCCGAGAUCCUGAGCACUGGGAAGAGGCCUGACCUCCUGACCUUCGUUCAGACCCUGUGCAAAGGGCUCUCGCAGCCCACCACCAACUUAGUGGCCGGUUGUCUGCAGCUGAACGCCAGGAACUUCAUCACGGAUCAGAUCAACAGCGAGGCGUCUUUCUCUGGUAGGUCACCGUACGACUCCGUGUACACGACCUACCACAGUCCGGGCGUGGUGACGCCCUCUGGACCCUCCGCAGAUGCCGUCAAACCCUUCAGGCCGUUCAACUACUGCAGCUCCUACGAGACUUUCUACGAAAGCGUCUCGCCGGAAUGCGGAAGCCCUCAGUUCGACGGUCCCAUAAGCCCUCCUAUUAACUUUAACGGGAUAUUUUCCCUCAAGCACGAAGAGCCGAUCGAAUACGGCAAGAGCUGCCACUACGGCACGCGCUAUUGCGCGGUCCCGCCGCGCUCCUCCAUCAGCCAGAGCGCGAGAGGCUCGUCGGAUCUUCAUUUCCCAUAUGACAUUCAUCUCCGCGGCCAGUUUUACCCCGUGCAAGACGAAUUAAACACUUUUCAUAAUUAAUGAGAGAAAGUCAAAUGUAAGUGAAAAGGACUGAAAAUGCAAGACUUUCAAUCGCACAUGUAUUAUUUAUAAAGUUUAUCUCUGAUUUGGUUUUUGGGGUGUUUUAUUAUUUAUCAUUUUUGGAAAUUAAAUGGAAAAUGUGCUUA
This is a messenger RNA of Megalobrama amblycephala (Wuchang bream), 1669 nucleotides long. RefSeq names its product neuronal differentiation 6a (gene neurod6a). NCBI's taxonomy places the organism in Eukaryota, Metazoa, Chordata, Actinopteri, Cypriniformes, Xenocyprididae. The transcript has 3 exons. Gene Ontology annotation, molecular function: protein dimerization activity. Bases 540 to 1523 code for a protein of 327 amino acids. Gene Ontology annotation, biological process: regulation of DNA-templated transcription; nervous system development. The record is from RefSeq and is a predicted model, not a curated record.